Messenger RNA from Etheostoma cragini (Arkansas darter), 4807 nucleotides. Its product is annotated as proton myo-inositol cotransporter-like. NCBI's taxonomy places the organism in Eukaryota, Metazoa, Chordata, Actinopteri, Perciformes, Percidae. The record is from RefSeq and is a predicted model, not a curated record. Bases 452 to 2401 code for a protein of 649 amino acids. Gene Ontology annotation, molecular function: myo-inositol:proton symporter activity. Gene Ontology annotation, biological process: transmembrane transport. Gene Ontology annotation, cellular component: membrane. The transcript has 10 exons.
UAGUGAUUUUAGUGGAACCUACUGCAUUGUUUUCUAUUAUUAGUAGGCUUAUAGCACUUCAGUGAUGCAAUAGAAUUGUAGCAGACUAAAAUCUCGCCGUAAGCGAUCAACUCCAGCAUCGUGCUUCCAAAACAAUAUUUAUUUGCGUCAUGCCGACGCUGGUAGUGACGAUCUGCUCAACUACACGCCUCCUAUCUUACCUUUCCUCCCCACUCUUCAUCAACUCUCCCAUCAGGACCACAUGGAUGUGACGCGUUGAUACACAACACCCUGGAGAACAACUUUAUCCAGCAGCCAGCGUUCAAUUUGGGAGUGGUUGUGGAUAACCAACGCGGCAGUAACUCAUAACUGAGGGGGGUGGGGUGGGAACAUUAGUUAGGCGUGUUUGUAUUUUCUUGUUUUGAGGCAUCAAAUACUACUAAGCAGCCCUGUCCUGUAUUGUAUUUCCCAUAUGUCGCGCAAACAGGUCGACCAUGACUACAAUCUCCGUAGUAUGAGCAACCUGAUGGGCGAGCGGUGGAAGAAAGUGAGCGACGGAGGAGAGCGGAGUCUGAUCAAGGCUCCGUCCAGCGCCAGCCUCAGCAGCCAGGGCGCCUCCGCCGCGACCUCCGCCGCAGGUGCGCCAGCAGCACCCCCCACUUCCACCGGGGACCUGGAGAGGGCUGCCCGCAAGCAGUUCCAGCAGGAUGUCACGCCCGGCUUCGUCUACGUCCUGGCCGCGUUCUCCGCCCUGGGGGGCUUCUUGUUCGGCUACGACACCGGGGUGAUCUCCGGGGCGAUGCUCCUGCUGAAGAGGGAGCUGGACCUUAGCGCUCUGUGGCAAGAGCUGCUCAUUUCAAGUACUGUGGCCGCGGCCGCCCUGUCCGCCCUGCUGGGCGGCUUCCUCAACGGGCUCUUCGGGCGCAGAGUGUGCAUACUGCUGGCCAGCUUCUUCUUCUCCGUCGGUGGGAUCGUGCUGAGCACCGCCCCUGGCAAAGAGGUUCUCCUGGCGGGGAGGCUCAUCGUCGGAGUGGGGCUUGGAAUCGCCUCUAUGACUGUGCCAGUGUACAUUGCUGAGGCCUCUCCGCCCCACCUGAGGGGUCAGCUGGUGACGGUUAACACCCUCUUCAUCACCGGUGGACAGUUCACCGCCAGCCUCGUCGACGGCGCCUUCAGCUACCUGCACCACGAUGGGUGGAGGUACAUGUUGGGUCUGUCGGUGCUUCCCGCCGUGCUCCAGUUUGUGGGAUUCCUGUUCCUUCCGGAGAGCCCUCGCUGGUUAAUCCAGCACGGGCUGACCCAGAAGGCGCGCCGCGUGCUCAGUCAUAUCCGAGGAAACCAGAACAUCGACGAGGAGUACGACAGCAUCAAGAACAGCAUCGAAGAGGAGGACAGCGGAGGAGAUGGCCCCGUGAUCUGGCGAAUGCUGACCUACCCCCCCACUCGGCGAGCCCUCCUGGUUGGCUGUGGUCUUCAGAUGUUCCAGCAACUUUCAGGAAUCAACACGGUCAUGUACUACAGCGCCACCAUCCUGCAGAUGUCAGGAGUGCGGGACGACCGGCUGGCGAUCUGGCUGGCUGGACUCACCACCCUCACCAACUUCCUGUUUACCCUGCUGGGAGUGUGGCUGGUGGAGAGAGUGGGGCGCAGGAAGCUCACCUUGGCCAGUAUCAUAGGCACAUGUUUGAGUUUGAGUCUGCUGGCCAUCGGUUUUCUGAUGUCUGCCCAGCACAGUCCUCCUGUCACCUUCCACCCGCUAGACCCAUCAAUGGCCAACUCUACCUGCUCCAAAUACCAGCUGUGUGAGCCAUGCAUGCUGGACCCUGGAUGCGGCUUCUGUUACCGUGAGAACAGCUCAGCGCUCCUCGCCUCCUCCUGUGUACCAGUCAAUAAGGCCUCCACCGAGCAAGCAGCAUGGGGCAGAUGCUCCAACUCCAGCCGGAUGAGAGCUGAGACCUACUGGGCCUACAACUACUGUCCCACCUCCUACUCCUGGCUGGUUCUACUGGGUCUGGUCUGCUACCUGGCAGCCUUCGCUCCAGGGAUGGGUCCAAUGCCGUGGACCAUCAACUCAGAGAUCUACCCUCUGUGGGCGAGGAGCACCGGGAACGCCUGCGCAGCCGGAGUCAACUGGACCUUCAACGUGCUGGUGUCUCUCACCUUCCUCCACCUGGCUCAGUACUUCACCUACUACGGAGCUUUCUUCCUCUACUCCAGCAUGGCUUUGCUGGGUUUCUUUUUCAUCUAUGGCUGCCUGCCGGAGACCAAAGCCCGGCGUCUGGAGGAGAUAGAAGCGCUGUUCGAAAACCAGCUCUGUUCCUGCGGCGCCUCUGAUUCGGACGAGGGACGGCAAGUCGAAUACAUCCGAGUCAAAGGUUCAAACUACCAUCUAUCAGACAACGACGCAUCUGACGUGGACUAGAGAGUUUUUCGUUACUGAAACAUGCAGUGUCAUGUGAUAUCUUUGUGUGUGUGUGUGUGUGUGUGUGUGUGUGUGUGUGUGUGUGUGUGUGUGUGUGUGUGUGUGUGUGUGAGCAGAGGAGCCACUGGUGACCCUCCCUAUGAGGUCCAGAAUCCCAGUUUACUUGUAUCAUAAGUCACUUCCAAUUCAGGAAUCCAAAAUCAACAACAAUUCCGGGACAUGACAGCCUAUUCUCUGAAUUUAGGGUGAACUGAUGCCAAAUCUGGAGUCAAACCUGCUUUAGGAGACAGCUGAAUCUUCAACCAUGCACCACAAAUAUCACAAUUACAAAAGGCUAAAACAUUGCCUUUGCCACACAUAACAGAUGUUGUGUUUUUCAUGAGCACUUAGACAGGAAACACACAUUGCAUGCACAAAAUACAAGGGGCAUUUCCUCUCUGAUGAAGUCCAGCGAGGCCCCAGCUCAGUAUCAGUAAUAUGUUCCUAAUAUUUUGUACAUUUGUUGACUAAAUAUAUUUUACGAUUUAUUUACAGUGUUGUACUACAGUAUAAAAAGUCAAAUGAUCCAGCCGUCCUACAGCAUUGUGCCAGAAUAUGUCUCAAUUUAAAGAGGAUUUAAAGAUACAGUAGAGAUGGUCUUUGAAACCAGGUUUGUGCGUCCACAAAACCUUUGUUGACAUGAGAGCAGUUGGGACUUCUUGUCGAUCUCUAGUACCAUUAUGCCUUUCUAUAUGAAACACAUCUCAGUUACAUGUUGUUUAAGCUUGUAGCAUAGCACACUAAUGUCAGUCGUAGUUUUUUGGUGCUGAUGUCUUUUUAUGAAAAGCAAACACCAGAGAUGUACAGUAUUUAUUGUUUAUGUAUUGUCAGUUCGUGCCUAAACAAAACCCCUCACCAAUCUAGUAGCACCGAAAGGAAUACAAGUUGUGUUGCUAUAGUUUAUAUAUUUAUUAAUGUAUUCUUUAAAUAUUUCUUGUCAGGAGAGCUGGACUGGGGGGCGGGGGGCUGAGUACCCAGAAGUUGCUAGAAUGAAUGGAUGUGGGGAGGGGCCCUUAGAGAAUGCCUUUCUACGGGGCCCAGAAUUUAGUGCCACGCCCGUUUGUUGCCACAAAGUACUAAUUGCUUUAGCAUAGUCUACGUUGUUGUUUUUAAGUGUCAGGCCUGCAACUCUAAUUCUAAAACUAGCGUUUUUUAGCAUUAGAUUAUACUAUGGCGAGUACAUCCUCAUGUCACUCUGUUACUAGGUUGUCAAAACCUAUAAAAUGACCCCAUGUUCUAAACCUGGGUAUUGAACGUGUAAUGUAAACUUCCUAAAACUGUGGUUUUAUGAUUGAAACUUGUAUUUGGAGUAUUUCAUUCUAGCCUAAACAUGAUCAUAUUAGUGCCUGUGUGUUGUGAAGGUCCAUUAUGGCCGUUUUUCAUUACAAAUCCCUGAAGUGGAUGUUUUACUGUAUAUUAAGUCAACGUAGCUUUUUCUUUAUUUGACAUGUACAUAUUUGCUUUUCACCUGUGAUGGGAUUUUAUUUUUUUACUUUCAUUUCAUGUAUUUGAUUUUGGUCUUCCUUCAUAGCCUUAUGUACAAAUAGCAGAGGAUAUCUAUGUGGUUCUCGUGUCAACAGCCGAGGAGUAGGCUUUACUGUAAUUUGCCAAUGUUGUUUUGUAACAAAUUGUAAAAUUGUGUGAGGUUACACCUUGUUAGUCAAAUACACAUUGAUUUCUGUGUAGCAAAAAUCUGUUUGAAAGUAGACUAUGGCGUAACGUCGUGUAAUGACACACCAGUGAACAGGUGAAGGACAAGGACAGUCCAUCCUUUCUGACACAUGGGUUCUCACCUAUCAUGAAUUAAUAAGAAAUAAAACCUCUUUAAUAAACUUUUAAAUAAAAAGAAGCUGUUUAUCAAAUACCAUCGCAAAAUGUAUUGACAUUUUCAGUGACAGUCAAGUUGAAUGAAGUAUUGUUUGGUAUUGUCAAGGUGUCACGUUUACAUAUGGAUGCUUAUGAAAACAAUUAAUCAGUAUGACAGGAAUUAGUGCCAUAUUGUUUUCAUAAAUGACAAGACUAAUAAAAUGGCUUACAGUUUAAAGGUGGAGAAAGAUGGCUGACUAUAAUUCCAAAUGGGAUUUUCAUCUGGUCCAAGAUAUCUUAAAAAAACACACACAAACUAGUUUUGUACUGAAAGUAUUAUUACAGUUAAAACGCACACAGAUGAAGCUCCAUAACACAGAUUGUGUAAUCUUGUGUUGACCAAAUAUUUAGCGGGAUUGUUUCAGCUGCUGACAUCCAGUUGUGUUAACACUGUCCUCUGCCGCCACGGCGGGGACAUUUAAUGUGUACUGCUGGUGAAAUGGUUGCAAGUCUUUCCUAUGUCGGUUUCUACAGUUUACGAGGAACCACAAAAAAUACCAA